AUGAUAGUCCGGUUAGGACUCAUUGUUGCUGCUUCAUUAGCAGCUUUUACAGUUAAGCAGCUCAACGUUGGAAACUCUAAAUCAGAUCAUGGUCAAGAAAGGUCUAAAGAGCAUCAACAUGAAGACACCGAAAAAGAGCAGGUCACUAGUAUUACAGAUGAUUCUCUUCAUCAAAGGAAUGAUAGUGAGGAGGAAGAGGAGAAAGAGGAGGUAAAGUUAAUUAGCAGCAUAAUAAAUAGAGCUAAUGAUUUCGAAGAUGAUAUUCUACCAGAAUUUGAAGACCUUUUGUCCGGAGAGAUUGAGUUAUCAUUUCCCACUGAUGAUAAUAAGGAUGAGAAAGAAAGAGUUUAUGAAAUUGAGAUGGCAUACAAUGACAGCGAGUUAGAACGAUUGCGGCAGCUAGUGAAGGAAUUGGAGGAAAGAGAAGUGAAACUUGAAGGAGAAUUGCUCGAGUACUAUGGCUUGAAGGAGCAGGAAUCAGACAUUGUAGAGUUACAAAGGCAGCUGAAAAUUAAGACGGUGGAAAUAGACAUGCUUAAUAUUACGAUUAACUCGUUGCAGGCCGAGAGGAAGAAGCUUCAAGAAGAACUCACAAAUGGAGCUUCAGCAAAGAGAGAUCUCGAGUUGGCUAGAAACAAGAUAAAGGAGCUACAAAGGCAAAUGCAGCUUGAGGCUAACCAAACAAAAGCCCAACUUUUGUUGCUUAAACAACAAGUUUCUGGUCUACAGGUGAAAGAAGAAGUGGGUGCCAGAAAUGAUGCUGAGAUUGAAAAGAAAUUGAAAGCUGUGAAUGACUUAGAGGUUAAUGUUGUGGAGCUUAAGAGGAAAAAUAAAGAACUUCAAUACGAGAAGCGGGAGCUAACUGUUAAACUCAAUGCCGCUGAAUCUAGAGUUGCAGAGCUCUCCAACAUGACAGAGAGUGAAAUGGUUGCAAAGGUCAAAGAGGAGGUCAGUAACCUGAGACACACAAAUGAAGACCUGUCAAAGCAAGUGGAAGGACUUCAAAUGAAUAGGUUUAGUGAAGUUGAAGAGCUCGUAUACCUUCGUUGGGUCAAUGCAUGUUUGAGGUAUGAACUAAAGAAUCAGCAGGCACCCUCGGGAAAACUAUCGGCGCGCGACCUCAGCAAGAACCUUAGCCCAAAAUCACAAGCGAGGGCAAAGCAGCUGAUGUUAGAAUACGCUGGAUCGGAACGAGGUCAAGGGGACACAGAUCUCGACAGCAAUUUUUCUCAUCCCUCUUCACCAGGAAGUGAAGAUUUUGACAAUGCUUCUAUUGAUAGCUUUAGUAGCAAAUAUAGUAAUAUUAGCAAGAAACCUAGCAUAAUCCAAAAAUUGAAGAAAUGGGGCAAAGUCAAAGAUGAUUCUAGUGCUCUUUCAUCACCAUCAAGAUCAUUUUCAGGAAGUUCUCCAAAAAGGAUGAGUAUGAGUGUUAAAUCUAGGGGUCCGCUCGAAAGCUUGAUGAUAAGGAAUGUCAGUGAUAGUGUAGCCAUCACCACCUUUGGUCAAGGGGAUUUAGAAUCUUCUUAUUCUCCUGAAACUUCAACUCCUGUUAGUGCUGACCUUAGAAAAAUCCCAUCUACCGACUCGCUAAAUUCUGUUGCUACUUCAUUCCAAUUGAUGUCCAAGUCAUCUGUCGAUGCGUCUGUGGACGAAAAGUACCCUGCAUAUAAAGAUCGCCAUAAAUUGGCCAUGGCUAGAGAGAGUGAUCUAAAAGAAAAGGCGGAGAAAGCAAGAGUGCAGAAGUUUGGUAACCAUUCAAAUUUGAAUAUGACCAAGACUGAAAGAGAGAGGCCUAAUAUAUCUUUGCCACCUAAACUUUCUCAAAUAAAGGAGAAGCCAAUUGUUCCUGAUAGUCCAAAUGACCAAUCUGAGGAUGGAAAGAAUGUUGAAAACCAAAACAUUAGCAAGAUGAAGCUUGCCGACAUUGAGAAAAGGCCUACUCGGGUGCCUAGGCCACCUCCUACACCAUCAGGUGGUGGUUCUGUUGGCACAAAUUCAAAUCCUGCAAGUGGAAUACCAUCUGCUCCAUCCAUUCCUCCUCCCCCUCCUCGCCCACCAGGAGGACCGCCUCCUCCACCUCCUCCACCAAGAGGCCUAUCAAGAGGGGCAAUGGAUGACGACAAAGUUCACCGAGCUCCACAGUUAGUUGAGUUUUAUCAGUCAUUGAUGAAACGGGAGGCAAAGAAGGACACUACUGCAUUACUAGUUUCUUCAACGGGUAAUUCAUCUGAUGCCAGGAGCAACAUGAUUGGGGAAAUUGAGAAUAGAUCAACAUUCCUCUUAGCAGUGAAAGCUGAUGUAGAAACACAAGGUGAUUUUGUCACAUCCUUGGCAACUGAAGUUAGAGCAUCCUCCUUUACAGAUGUCAAUGACCUGGUUGCCUUUGUGAACUGGCUAGAUGAAGAACUUUCCUUCUUGGUUGAUGAACGAGCUGUCCUGAAGCACUUUGAUUGGCCAGAGGGGAAAGCAGAUGCACUAAGGGAAGCAGCUUUUGAAUAUCAAGAUCUUAUGAAAUUGGAGAAGCAAGUCUCUACCUUCAUUGAUGAUCCAAAGCUCUCUUGUGAUGCUGCUCUCAAGAAAAUGUAUUCCUUGCUUGAAAAAGUAGAGCAAAGUGUAUAUGCACUGUUACGAACAAGAGAUAUGGCUAUUUCACGAUACAAGGAAUUCGGAAUCCCAAUAAACUGGCUACAAGAUUCAGGAGUUGUAGGCAAGAUAAAGCUUUCUUCUGUACAACUAGCAAGGAAGUAUAUGAAACGUGUUGCAUCUGAGCUUGAUGCAUUAUCUGGACCUGAGAAGGAACCGGCUAGAGAGUUCUUGAUUCUGCAAGGCGUGCGUUUUGCUUUCCGCGUCCAUCAGUUUGCAGGAGGCUUUGACGCAGAGAGCAUGAAGGCUUUCGAAGACCUAAGGAGCCGCAUCCAAACCCCUCAAGUUGGUGGAGAAGAUAGUAAACCAGAAUCAUAG
Vicia faba (fava bean) is the source of this 2961-nucleotide messenger RNA. The record is from the annotation of a GenBank genome assembly. NCBI's taxonomy places the organism in Eukaryota, Viridiplantae, Streptophyta, Magnoliopsida, Fabales, Fabaceae.